CGCGAGAGGCCGCUCGCCCGACCCUGACAUCGACUGUGGGAGCAGCGGCCAGGGAAGACCAGACCAUCUGUAAUUCAAGGUACAGUUGAAGUCCUAACCUCUUUAAUGCAAGAGCUACAAAACAGUGGAAGGACUGAUUCGGAACUUUGGAAAAACUGUGAGACCAGGUGGUUACAACUAUUCAAUUUGGUGGAAAAACAAUGCCAACAACAGAUAGUUGCCCAGCAGGAACAGUUCCACAACCAAAUUCAACGAAUACAAGAGGAGAUAAAAAAUUUAGUCAAGUUACAGACCAGUAAUACUUCCUGGGCUUCCUCCGAUAGUUCUUUAAGCAAACAGUUAUCUUCAGAAAGUCAAAUGGGUUUUUUUUCUGAAAACAGUGAGAGAAAUGAACCUAUUAUCAGUUAUCCUAAGUCUACAGAACCCGAAAUGCAGCAAGAAACGUCCACGUCACAACCAGACUGCAAUGUGGAUAGUAGCUCAGUGAGCAGUGGGUAUGGUACCUUUUGUGUCUCUGAAUUAAAUGCCUACAAAUCUAAGGACCCUCAGGAGUUCAUGGAGCACCCAGAAGUUUCUGAAGGACAGUUUGGAGCACCUUUGGGGCAGACGGAGUCACUUGUAGAUGGUGUAAAAAACAAGAGUUUUCAUAUACAUACCACUGAAGAGUUUUGCGCAUCUGUAAAGGAAGGUAUUUCCAUUUUUCCUGGUGAAUUUGAACACGAUUUUCUUGGCGAAAAUAAGAUUUCAGAAGUAUACAGUGGAAAAACAAACAGUAAAUCUGUAACAUCAUGGGCACAAAAGCUGAAGCAGAACCAACCAAAGAGAGCACUUACAGAAGACGGGUGUUCAAAAUCUAUGCAAGGAAAUGAGCAAGCCAAGAAGUCACCAGUUGAGAAAUCUAAUUUCACUGCUGCUAAGCAUCCUCAUGCUUUUUACCUCAAUAAACCAGAUGAGAGUCCGAAUUCUUGGAUGUCUGAUUCAGGAACAGGACUGACUUAUUGGAAGCUGGAAGAGAAGGACAUGUAUCACUCUUUGCCUGAGACUCUAGAGAAGACGUUUGCACCGGCCUCCUCCACAGAUAGGUCCCCAAGCCAGUCUAAUACUAUUAAUGAGAUGAAGCUACCAUCACUGAAGGAUAUUUAUCAUAAAAAACAAAGGGAAAACAAGCAGUUACCUGAGAGGAAUCUCACUUCUGCUUCCAACCCAAAUCAUCCACCAGAGGUACUAACUCUAGAUCCAACGUUACACAUGAAGCCAAAUCAGAUUUCAGGGAUUCAACCACAAGGCUUUUUGAAUGCCCUUGAUGACAGAAUAUCCUUUUCACCAGACUCUGUUCUAGAACCUAGUAUGUCUAGUCACUCUGACAUAGACUCAUUUUCACAAGCAAGUAAUAUCGCUUCUCAGUUAUCUGGAUUCCCAAAAUAUCCUUCAAAUACAAAAGCUUCACCAGUGGACUCUUGGAAAAAUCAUGGAUUCCAAAAUGAAAGUAGGACCAGUUCCACGUUUCCUUCAGUUUAUACUAUUACUAGUAAUGACAUCUCGGUGAACACUAUAGAUGAAGAAAACACUGCCGUAGUAACCUCAGCCUCAGUCAGUCAGUCCCAGCUUCCAGGGACAGUCAGCAGUGUCCCAGAAUGCAUUUCCUUGGCUUCCCUGGAAGAUCCUGUGAUACUGUCCAAAAUUAGGCAGAACCUGAAGGAAAAGCAUGCUCGACACAUAGCGGAUCUUCGAGCUUAUUAUGAAUCAGAAAUAAAUAGUUUGAAACAGAAACUGGAGGCAAAGGAAAUUUCUGCAGUUGAAGAUUGGAAGAAAACCAACCAAAUUCUUGUAGACAGAUGUGGCCAUUUAGAUAGUGCUCUGAAUGAAGCUACCAGUCGUGUGAGAACGCUUGAAAAUAAGAAUAACUUACUGGAAAUAGAAGUCAGUGAUUUCAGAGAACGCUUCAAUGCAGCCAGCAAUGCUUCCAAAAUUUUGCAGGAACGGAUUGAGGAAAUGAGAAUAAGUAAUAAAGAAAAAGACAAUACCAUCAUUCGACUAAAAUCUCGACUGCAGAAUUUAGAAGAAGCAUUUGAGAAUGCUUACAAACUCUCAGAUGAUAAAGAAGCAAGACUGAAACAAGAAAACAAAAUGUUUCAAGAUCUCUUAGGAGAAUAUGAGUCCCUUGGAAAAGAACACGAAAGAGUAAAGGAUAUAUUAAAUACAACUGAGAACAAAUUGCUUGAUGCACAUACUCAGAUUUCUGAUUUGAAAAGAACAAUUUCAAAACUUGAAGCUCAGGUCAAGCAAGUAGAGCAUGAAAAUAUGUUAAGUCUUCGCCAUAGUUCUAAAACUCCCAUGAGAUCCUCACGUGCCAACACACUGGCCACCUCCGACGUCAGCAGGCGCAAGUGGCUGAUACCAGGAGCGGAGUAUUCCAUCUUUACUGGCCAGCCUUUGGACACCCAGGAUAAUAGAGUGGAUAACCAGCUAGUGGAAACCUGUGCUCCCGGGUACCAUUCUCCUCCGGAAAAGGAUUCUUCAUCUGAAAGUUCACCAAGAAGCUUAUUGAUAAAAAAACAAAGAGAGACUUCAGAUACACCAAUCAUGAAAGCUUUAAAAGAACUCGAUGAAGGAAAAAUAUUUAAAAAUUGGGGCACACAGACAGAGAAAGAGGACACCUCAAAUACGAAUCCUCGGCAAACUGAAAUGUCAGUCAGUGCAAGUCGGUCCCCAGAGAAAUGUGCCCAACAAAGACAGAGGAGGUUUAAUUCUGCUUCACAGAGAUCCUCAUCUUUACCACCUUCAACUCGUAAAUCAAGUACUCCAACAAAAAGAGAGAUUAUGUUAACACCAGUGACUGUGGCUUAUAGUCCAAAGCGAUCCCCUAAAGAAAAUUUGUCCCCAGGAUUUAGUCAUCUACUGAGCAAAAAUGAAAGCAGUCCAACUCGAUUUGAUAUACUUUUGGAUGAUUUAGAUACUGUUCCUGUGUCUGCAUUACAACGUACCAAUCCAAGAAAACAACUCCAGUUUCUUCCUCUAGAUGACUCAGAAGAAAAAAAAUACUCAGAAACAGCCACCGACAUCCAUGCUAAUCAUAGCUCUUCUCCCGAACUGUUGCCAAAUGGAGCGAAGAAAGUGUCUGUGAGAUCAGCCUGGGAGAAGAAUAAAUCAGUUAGCUAUGAGCAGUGUAAGCCCGCGUCAGCAGCACCACAUGGUAAUGAUUUUGAGUAUACAGCAAAAAUUAGGACCCUAGCUGAAACGGAACGGUUUUUUGAUGAACUUACAAAAGAAAAAGACCAGAUUGAGGCAGCACUAAGUCGAAUGCCUUCUACUGGAGGACGAAUCACUCUGCAGACAAGAUUAAACCAGGAAGCCUUGGAAGAUCGUUUGGAAAGGAUUAAUCGAGAACUGGGCUCAGUUCGAAUGACAUUAAAGAAAUUUCAUGUUUUGCGCACCUCUGCAAAUCUCUGAGAUUUGUAGCCAUUAAAUUUUGAGACGUUUUUGUUUGCACUAACAUAUAAUUAUGUACUCAGAAAAGGCAAACUUUUGUACUGUUUAUAAGCCUUCAGAUAGUAGUUUUACAAUCAUGCUAUUCUUUACACUUACUGUUUUAUACUUCAAAUGGCCACAUAUUUUCAAGAUAUUUUUGUUAUGCUCAGGAAUCUCUUGUAUAUUUUACUAUUUAAAAAGUAUUAUUUUUAAAUAGUAUAAGUCUCCAGUUUAUAUCAAUAGUAAGGAAAUGUAAACAGGGGAGGCAGCUUGUUUCUAAACAAAUAGUGUUAUCCUUUUACAGUUAACUUUGCACACUAAUUUUAUACUUGUUCUACAUUGUGAAUAUGAUUCUUUUUUUAAAUAAAUGCUUAAGAAUAGCUUCUAUAAUAAUAGACUAAUACAUGCUGAAUGCAAAAAAAAAAAA
Odobenus rosmarus divergens (Pacific walrus) is the source of this 3895-nucleotide messenger RNA. RefSeq names its product M-phase phosphoprotein 9 (gene MPHOSPH9). The record is from RefSeq and is a predicted model, not a curated record. Gene Ontology annotation, cellular component: centriole. Lineage: Eukaryota; Metazoa; Chordata; Mammalia; Carnivora; Odobenidae. The transcript has 23 exons. Bases 106 to 3450 code for a protein of 1114 amino acids.